UAAUUGCGUGUGCCUCAGAAAGUCUGUAUAAAAUUCUCCACGGUGGAAGAUCAUAGCAAGGAAUGGUUUAACAAAAUGAAGGCAUUCAUUGCAGCACUGCUUUUGAUCACACUGCAGUAUUCGUGUGCUGUGAGUCCCACUGACUGCAAUACUGCUGAGCCGGAGGCCGAGAAAGCUCUAGACCUGAUCAAUAAAAGGCGACGGGAUGGUUACCUUUUCCAAUUGCUGCGGGUUGCUGAUGCCCAUUUGGACAGAGUGGAAACUGCAACUAUAUAUUACUUAGCCUUAGAUGUGCAAGAAUCUAACUGCUGGGUCCUAUCCAGGAAUCACGGGAAUGACUGUGAGCCAGCUGGUUCCAGACGUGCAUCUGAUAUAGUGAUCGGACAAUGUAAGGUAAUAGCUAUAAGACAUUCCCAUGAAUCUCAGGAUCUCAGAGUGAUUGACUUUAACUGCACCACAAGUUCUGUCUCUUCAGCACUGGCCAAUACCAAAGACAGUCCCGUCCUCUUAGAUUUCUUUGAGGAUACUGAGCCCUACAGAAAACAAGCCGACAAAGCCCUUGAGAAGUACAAAGAGGAGAAUGAUGCCUUCGCCUCUUUCAGAGUGGACCGAAUCGAGAGAGUUGCAAGAGCGAGAGGAGGGGAAGGAACCAGUUACUACAUGGACUUCUCUGUGCGGAACUUUUCCAGGAACCAUUUCCCCAGACGCCCUAAUGUCUUUGGAUUCUGCAGAGCAGCUUUGUUCUACGAUGUAGAAGCCUUGGACUUGGAAAGCCCAAAAGAUCUCAUUGUAAACUGUGAAGUCUUCGACCCUCAGGAACAUGGAAACAUCAGUGGUGUACCACCUAAUUUGGGAUGUCCCUUCCAAUGGGGUGGGCAUGAGCAUUCUCUUCCUACCAAGUCUCCAUUUAAGCCCCAUGGGUCCAGAGAUCAACAUCAUCCCCACAAGCCACACAAACAUGGAUGCCCACCCUCUCCAGAUGACAAAGAUCACUCAGACAGACCCCCACUUCAACAAGGUGCUCCUCUGGUGCCCAUGUCCUGCUCAAGAUGUCAUCAUGUCACUUUUGGCACUAAUAGGACCCAAAGACAUCCUUAUAAUCAUAAUUCCAGUGACCUCCAAUCCCAUGGACACCGUCCCCAUGCACACCAUCCUCAUGAGCACAGUACCAAUAGACAGCAUCCUCAUGGACACCACCCCCAUGGACACCAUCCCCAGGCACAUCAUCCUCAUGAACAUAGUACCCAUAGACAGCAUCCUCAUGGACACCACCCCCAUGGACACCAUCCCCACUACCAUGAUUUCCAAGACUAUGGACCCUGUGACCCACCACCCCAUAGCCAAGGUCACCAUCGCCAUGGCCACGGCCCACGACCUGGGCACUUGAGAAGACAAGGUCCAUGUAAAGGACACUGUCCCUUCCAUUCCAGACAAACUGGAUCUGUGUACCGACUCCCUCCUCUAAGAAAAGAUGAGGUGCUGCCACUUCCUGAAGCCAAUUUUCCCAGCUUCCCACUGCCGCCUCACAACCACCCUCCAAAGCCAGACAUUCAGCCCUUUCCUCAAUCACCUUCUGAAUCAUGUCCAGGGAAGUUCAAGAAUGAGUUUCCACAAGUUUCCAAGUUUUUUGCACAUACAGUUCCAAAAUAAAAUGUGAUUCCUUUGAAGAGGAAAAUGAAUAAUCCUUUGAAUUGGAAUCAUAAAGAAAAUGACCAGUAAUUAUGAAAAUUAUGGUUAUUUCAACUUACUUACAUACUGAGGAUGCAGCAAAAUGGGAAUGGGAAAGGAGAUGGCCUAAGAAGAGAGAUCAAAUGGAAAGGAGAGGAAAGAGCUCAGUGCUGCCAAUUAGCAGUUACUUCUCUCACUCACCACUACAUCACUUAAGGCACAUCUAUGCCCCUCAGAUCUCCUUCUUUACUGGACUUAACUCUAAUUCCAGAGAUUCUGUUACUCCUUGGGCUAUACCUGGGCAUACCAAGAAAGCAUGAUACUGAAACUA
This is a messenger RNA of Callithrix jacchus (white-tufted-ear marmoset), 1999 nucleotides long. RefSeq names its product histidine rich glycoprotein (gene HRG). The record is from RefSeq and is a predicted model, not a curated record. Gene Ontology annotation, molecular function: heparin binding; cysteine-type endopeptidase inhibitor activity; zinc ion binding. Gene Ontology annotation, cellular component: blood microparticle; extracellular region. Gene Ontology annotation, biological process: negative regulation of fibrinolysis; negative regulation of endopeptidase activity; regulation of platelet activation. NCBI's taxonomy places the organism in Eukaryota, Metazoa, Chordata, Mammalia, Primates, Cebidae.